Aspergillus novofumigatus IBT 16806 is the source of this 768-nucleotide messenger RNA. RefSeq lists its product as uncharacterized. Lineage: Eukaryota; Fungi; Ascomycota; Eurotiomycetes; Eurotiales; Aspergillaceae. The transcript has a single exon. The record is from RefSeq and is a predicted model, not a curated record. The annotation marks the transcript as partial.
AUGAAGACUUCAAUUUUCCUCGCGCUUGCGUACAUCGCCGCGAGUGUCUGGGCCGGAGGAUAUCAGGGAUGUCUUGAGCGGGUGUUGUUCUUUUACGCCUACCAAAUCGACGGGCUGAACGACCCCGUGGACCAAACCCUGGGCUUCCGGUGCAAGAAAUGGGACGACAAAACCGGAUGCGUGAACAAUGAGUGGGUAGCGUGCAGAGGCAAAGGCGGCGGUAGAUGCAACUUCAAUGAACUCAUGGCCUCCCUCGGGAAAUCACGUCCCACUGACAAACUGGUCGGCCCUCCCACGGCAGAUCAGAGCACGGCAAGGCCGGAUAUCCAAGAGACGGCUAAAACACUCUACACGCACUACACGACCCCUCCCAACAAGAGAGUGACCAACUUCCCGCCCUACAAGGCCAUGAAGGGUGCAAGCGGCGAUUUUAACGCCUACACUUUGAAACUCGGCGAAUUGGUCAACAAUAUGCGCCACAGGACCGACGCAAACAAGUACAUGUGGGAAGGUUUUGAUAAAACUCUGGAGCAAAUCAACAUCGCGCGGGCAGGCGACCACGGUCCAUUUCUCAUCGAAGCGGCCAAAAGGAAGUUGGGAACGCCCAACAAUAUGGAUAUCAAGUUGAUGAAUUUGGGCGACAACCCCAUUUCGAAUCCCACAACGCAGUGGGAGACCGUCGACUGGAAGGCCACUGCUGAGGCGGCCAAGACCAAAGGCAUCGAGAAUGUCGACAAACUUAUCAGAGACUUUCGCACUAACUGGUAU